CACAGCCAACCUCGUACCUCCUGGGGUCGAGAAGUCCCCUGCGUUGUCGCUAUGAACGACGGUCGGACGCCAGCGGUGCUCGCUCCGUCUGGCCGACACGCAAUGUGGCAGCCGCAGGUCUUGCACUUUUCCUUUGGGUGAUGGGCGAUGCCGAAUCUCCACAGGGGAAGCUCACGCGCCGUGUCACAAACGUCAAUGACGUCAACGUGGCCGUCCCAAAUCCGAACAAUAUCCGUGUUGCGGUGCGAAUCCGGCCUUUCAAUGCCAAAGAGCUCUCAGAAGGCAGUGCUGCUGAGACCGUCUUGGAGGUCGAGGAUUCCACGGUCAUUGCACGACCAGAGUUUGGCAGGGGAGAGAAGAGGUAUAACUUUGAUUCUGUCUUCAAAUCAAUGGAUCCAACAAAGGAAGGAUCACAGGCUGAUGUCUUCCAGGAACUUGGAAUUCCAAUCCUGGAGAAUGCCUUGGACGCCUACAACGGCUGCAUCAUGGCUUACGGGCAGACAGGCUCCGGAAAGAGCUACAGCGUGUGCAGUUUGCCCCUUGCUUCGCGUGUGAAGGACAUUGACAUGGAGGAAGGAACUGCUCCACGUGGAUGGACGAUCCGGAGGCUACGAGACUUGGUCUCUAUGAAUGUAUCACAAGCUUCGGGUGGAUCAGGAUCAUAUCCAGCCACAUGUCAGCAAGUUGCAGCUGAUCAGCGGUGCAAGUCAGAUGGCUCCCCACUGGAGGCCAAGCAGGAGACCAAGAAGGCAGCGAAGGCCCUUCGAUUUCAGGAAUCUGCAGACUUCAUGUCCCCGAUGUCGCAUUCCUCGCGCUUGUCGCAUUGUACAUCUUCCUCGCUGUCCUCACCAUCCUCCCCUGGCUUGCCCACCAAAAACGUCGUGUCAAACUGGUCGAUGGACUCCAGUGAACAGCAGUUAGAGGAGGAAGAAGACCGAAAGCUGCAGCUCUCCAUGGAGGCUGCUUCGGCCAAACGGGAGAAGGAAAAGAAAAAGUUUAGCGUUGCAUGCGUCCGCAGCCAGGAACCGCCCCCGCUGGAAAGAAUAAGGCCAGAAAUGUCGAAGCUAUGGAAUCGCAGGGCAAGAAACACCUCUGAAGAUGACUGCAGCAGUUUGUCGACGCGUUUGCCUCAAGGUGGCCGCAUUUCGCUUUGAUGUUCCUGAGAUGCCCACUGCAAGCUCGGGCGAGGCACUUGCACUUGGCUGAUGCUUGCUCUACGCCACAGUUCCUGCGUUCUUUUCAAGCCACCCUUGGCUGCUGCACAUGCCAAAUCGUCAAGACACCCGAAACUUAGAACUGACUCCACCGGCCGCCGGCACCUAGUCACUUUCAUAAAUAUUGAUGACGCUCACAUCAGGGUGGCUUAAUGCUCCGCC
This is a messenger RNA of Durusdinium trenchii, 1376 nucleotides long. The record is from the annotation of a GenBank genome assembly. NCBI's taxonomy places the organism in Eukaryota, Dinophyceae, Suessiales, Symbiodiniaceae.